Messenger RNA from Trypanosoma brucei brucei TREU927, 1389 nucleotides. Its product is annotated as adenosine transporter 2, putative. The transcript has a single exon. Lineage: Eukaryota; Euglenozoa; Kinetoplastea; Trypanosomatida; Trypanosomatidae. Gene Ontology annotation, molecular function: nucleoside transmembrane transporter activity. Gene Ontology annotation, cellular component: plasma membrane. Gene Ontology annotation, biological process: nucleoside transmembrane transport. The coding region runs from base 1 to 1389 and encodes 462 amino acids. The record is from RefSeq and is a predicted model, not a curated record.
AUGGCAAUGCUUGGUUUCGAGUCGACAGCUGAAUUUUUUGCUUAUCUUACUUUUAUGUUUUUUGGGAUGUCGGUGAUGAAUGUGACGAAUGCCAUUUACUCCAAUUAUAAUUUUUUCUCCCAGUACUACAAGUUUGCGCAGGGUGAUGCGGAUGCUGUAUCAAAAAAUACAUCAUUCUGGGAGCACAUGUUCACGUAUUAUAAUGUUGUCGUGUUUACCAUGCAAGUGCUUUUGGAGACUUUUAUGCUCACUCCACUGGGUAGACAGAUUCCUGUUACAUGGCGUUAUGUCUUUGGACUCACGAUUCCCAUGGUUGAAAUCAUUGUAAUUUUGGUUAUUCCUGCUGUUGGAGGAACAAGUGAGGGCGGUGCGAUGGCAACUAUGAUGAUAGUUGCGUUCGUCGACGGUAUUUCGAAAACACUUUGUGACUCCAGCAAUGCUGUCACUACAGGACCGUUUCCGACUAAAUUCUAUUCUGCGAUGGUUAUGGGUCUUGCUGUCUCCGGCAUUAUGACUUCAUUUUUGUCCAUUGUUAUCAAAGCAUCAAUGAAGGAUAACUUUGAAAGCAGACGAACUCAGUCCCAAAUAUACUUUGGAUUAGUCAUGCUCUCUCAAGUAGUUGCAUGCGUCCUUCUUUUUCUUCUGAGGAAAAACCCAUAUGCCAUUAAAUAUGCUGCAGAAUUUAGGUAUGCCGCGAGAAAAAAAGGAACAGUGUGUGACUUUGAUGUAAAGGGAACAGGGCCGGUAAGCGGAAAUAGAUAUGCUGAUGAAAAAGAGAACAAGAAUGUAUUGAAUGCUGAUAUUGAUCCAGAUGAUAUGAGGGAUACGGAUCAGGUUGAAGGCACUACCAACGCUCAGCAAAUGCUUGAUGCGAGUAUUAUGGUUGUGGUGAAACGCAUUUGGCCUGUGUUACUAUCUUGCUUCUUUGUAUUCUUUGCGACACUUCUUGUAUUCCCUGGUGUAUUCUUGGCAGUUAGGGAUUCACUUACAAUAAAAGACUUUUGGUAUUUUAACAUCGUCGUUGCCAUGUUCAACUUGGGUGAUUUCUCGUCACGUUUUGCUUUGCAGUUCAAGCGGUUGCAUGUGUCUCCACGCAUGGUUAUGAUUGGUUCAUUUGCACGUGCACUUUUGAUAAUUCCUCUUGCUCUUUGCGUUCCUGGGACCAUUCCUGGUGUAUGGCUACCAUGUAUUCUUUGUCUCCUUUGGGGGUUCACAAAUGGUUACUUUGGUGGCCUUUCAAUGAUUUAUGGACCGCGUAACGGAUCGCUCACCACAGCGGGUCAACGCUCUCUUGCCGCCGUAUGUAUCAAUGUAUCACUUCUUAUGGGUCUUUUUGCUGGUGCUAUGUUUGCGUUGGCUGUUAAGGAGGCUCUUCCUAAAACAGAGUAG